AGAGACACACAGGAGACAGGAAGCUGAUCUGCAAGAUUUCCGAGUUGUGCUAAAAGGACUUUGAUUUUUUUUUUUUUUCCUUUACAAACGCUGGCAAUUGACAUCACUACGGACAGCCGGGUAGAGAACAAACUGCCUCAUCCCAAGUGGAUCCCAGGCGAGAGCUGGGGAGGCUGUGUGGGGUUUUUCCUACAGAUCCCCCACCUCCCUCUUUUUUUGGUGUGUUUCUUUUUAAAAUUCUUGCUGUGUUGGAACUAGUGAGUGGUGGAAGACUCUCCGAAGCCUCAUCAGUCAUCGGGACUGUCAGGAAUAGUGGUUCCAGAGGAAGCUCGGCCUGGGGCACAUACCCUGUCAUCCAGUUCCCUGCCUCGGAGAUAGAGAUUCCAGCUACAUGGGCAAACGCCUGGAUCAGCCACAAAUGUACCCCCAGUACACUUACUACUAUCCUCAUUAUCUCCAAACCAAGCAGUCCUAUGCACCAGCUCCCCACCCCAUGGCUCCUCCCAGCCCCAGCACAAACAGCAGCAGCAACCACAGCAGCAGCAACAGCAGCGGGGAACAGUUGAGUAAAACCAACCUGUACAUUCGAGGCCUCCCGCCAGGCACCACUGACCAGGACCUAAUCAAGCUGUGCCAACCGUAUGGAAAAAUCGUAUCCACAAAGGCAAUCCUUGACAAAAACACAAAUCAAUGCAAAGGGUAUGGUUUUGUAGAUUUUGACAGUCCGGCAGCUGCACAGAAAGCGGUAGCGUCUCUCAAGGCAAAUGGCGUGCAGGCACAAAUGGCCAAGCAACAAGAGCAAGACCCAACAAACCUAUAUAUCUCAAAUCUCCCCAUUUCUAUGGAUGAACAGGAGCUUGAGACUAUGCUGAAACCAUUUGGACAUGUCAUUUCCACAAGGAUACUAAGAGAUGCUAAUGGAGUCAGCAGAGGCGUUGGCUUUGCCAGAAUGGAGUCUACUGAAAAAUGUGAAGUGGUAAUUCAACAUUUUAAUGGAAAAUAUCUGAAAACACCACCAGGCAUCCCAGCCCCUAGUGAGCCUUUACUGUGCAAAUUCGCUGAUGGAGGACAAAAGAAGCGACAGAAUCAAAGUAAAUACACCCAGAAUGGAAGGCCUUGGCCCAGGGAAGGAGAGGCUGGCAUGGCUCUGACCUAUGACCCCACAGCCGCCAUACAGAAUGGAUUUUAUUCUUCACCGUACAGUAUUGCAACCAACCGCAUGAUUCCACAGACACCCAUCACGCCAUUCAUUGCUGCUUCCCCUGUCUCCACAUACCAGGUCCAGAGUACUUCAUGGAUGCCUCAUCCGCCAUACGUUAUGCAACCAACAGGUGCUGUGAUUACGCCAACAAUGGACCAUCCUAUGUCAAUGCAGCCAGCAAACAUGAUGGGCCCCCUGACACAACAGAUGAAUCACCUUUCGUUGGGCACAACAGGAACGAUUCAGUCCCAAGACAGGAUUAUGAUACUCCACCAGCUGUUGUGUCAGUAUAUGACUGCCGCCGCUCCUAUGCAAGGGACCUACAUUCCCCAGUACACGCCUGUGCCUCCGACAGCUGUUUCCAUUGAAGGUGUUGUUGCUGAUACCUCUCCCCAGACAGUGGCACCUUCAUCCCAGGACACAAGUGGUCAGCAGCAGCAGAUAGCAGUGGACACAUCCAACGAGCAUGCAUCUGCAUAUUCUUACCAACAGUCAAAACCAUAAACAAGACCGAAGGAAGAAUGUCCGUCUGAAACUCUGCCUUGAAUGAAGAAACUUCACUGAACAAGAAGUUGGCUUCCAGUUUUGCACAGGCGUCAACGGAAUGCUUUUUUUUUUUUUUAAUUUUCUACUUUACUCAAUGAAAACAACGUGUUUUUAUGUGCUGUGCAAGUGGUUCCUUCAUGUGGUCUGACAGUUUAUUUUUGCCAUCAUUCUUUUUAAAGAAAAAAAAAUAUCCCGGAAGAGGACAACAACAACAACAAGCAAACAAAGCAAAACAUGGAAGGUUGACAUUUAUCUGGAAGAACAUUUGAAUUCAGAAUUUAUCUGAAGGUGUAGAUAGAUUUUUUUUUUGUUUUAAACGGAAAAUCUGAUGUCAAGAGGUGGGCAAGCAGAAAUGGAAACAAAUUGUCUUCCUCAGUAAUUAAGCUACUCUUUCUUUUUCCCUUCUUGUUUAAAUCUAGUGGGUUUUUUAUUUUUUAUUUUUCUUAGAAAUAUUUAGGUAAGGUUUAUCUUGAAUCUUAAUUGCCUUAAUUUUAAGGACGUCAAAGGCUCUCGAGGCAAGCUCUCAACGUCUUGUUUAAAAAAAAGAAAGAAUUGAAAUAUUGUGCCAGCUUUCACUGGUACAGAAGUUUAAGACUAUGAGUUUUUAGGGUGAAAAAAAACUGUACAGUUUAAAAGAAAAUGUUUUUCUUCAUUUGAAGAAAAUUUGUUGAUAAAAGAAACCAUGGCAACUGUAAGAAUUGGGAAAAUGCUGGGACUUCUCAUGAACUUUGUCUUAAGUGUUGAAUCAUUCUAGAAGGCUAAAACAUUUUACAGUAAAGUUAUUAACGCUGGUUUCAAAACAACUGCAUUAGAAAUAAUGCGUGUUUGGGGGGCAGAAUGCAGAUUUUUUUAUUUCUGAAGCGUGAUGGCUAGCAAAAGCUUUAGUGCUUUUUAUCUGCAGUCUUUUUUAUGAGCUUUACAAACUUUUUAGUCAGCUUUGCUUGUCACAUUGCAAAACCUAGCUUAAGAGCAUUUAAAAAAAAAAACAAGUAGAUAGGAGCUUAUGGUCAAAAAGUGAAAAAAAAAAACAAAAAAAAAAACAAAAAAAGCAA
Molecule: messenger RNA, 2799 nt
Organism: Physeter macrocephalus (sperm whale)
Lineage: Eukaryota; Metazoa; Chordata; Mammalia; Artiodactyla; Physeteridae
Gene: RBMS3
Product: RNA binding motif single stranded interacting protein 3
Exons: 15
Coding region: 392-1705 (437 amino acids)
Cellular component (GO): cytoplasm; ribonucleoprotein complex; nucleus
Molecular function (GO): mRNA binding
Source: RefSeq, a predicted model, not a curated record